Molecule: messenger RNA, 9311 nt
Organism: Antechinus flavipes (yellow-footed antechinus)
Lineage: Eukaryota; Metazoa; Chordata; Mammalia; Dasyuromorphia; Dasyuridae
Gene: GXYLT1
Product: glucoside xylosyltransferase 1
Exons: 8
Coding region: 87-1415 (442 amino acids)
Biological process (GO): protein O-linked glycosylation via N-acetylgalactosamine
Molecular function (GO): UDP-xylosyltransferase activity
Source: RefSeq, a predicted model, not a curated record
GCAUUCGGCGUUCAGUUCGUCAAAGCUGGGCGACUAUAGAAGCAGCCACAGCGGCCACUGUGGGCCAGCUGUGGCUGGAGGGAGACAUGCGACGUUACUUACGGGUAUUAGUGCUCUGUCUGGGUUGCGGUUUUUGUUCGUUGCUUUACAGCCUCAACCAAUUCGCUGUGAAUCUGGAGGAAGAAGAAUCCGGCGAUGGCGGGAAACUAAAGGCCGGAGCUGCUUCCUGGCUCACUGUUAGCGAACGGAUAGCUGGGAAAGGAGCACGAAGCGUAGGCCCUAAGGAGAGUCCCGGUGGGUCCGACAGGUAUAAUAAGGAUGUAUCUCUCUCUUAUUGGAAUCCCUAUUGGAUGCUGCCCUCUGAUGUUUGUGGAAUGAACUGCUUUUGGGAAGCCACUUUUAGGUAUAGACUGAUGAAAACACAGUCCUCUGACACAAUGCACCUUGCUGUGGUAGCCUGUGGGGAACGACUGGAAGAAACUAUCACUAUGAUAAAAUCAGCUAUUAUUUUCAGCAUCCAGCCUCUUCAGUUUCACAUUUUUGCUGAAGACCAAUUACAUCACCGCUUCAAAAACAUACUCGAUGGCUGGAAAUUUCUGCAGACAUUUAAUUACAUUAUAUAUCCAAUAACUUUUCCGACUGAGAAUGCAGCAGAAUGGAAAAAACUCUUUAAACCAUGUGCUUCACAAAGAUUGUUUUUGCCAUUAAUCCUGAAAGAAGUUGACUCACUACUAUAUGUUGACACAGAUAUCCUUUUUUUGCGCCCUGUUGAUGAUAUUUGGUCACUGCUAAAGAAAUUUAAUUCCACACAAAUUGCUGCCAUGGCACCAGAGCAUGAAGAACCUCGGAUUGGUUGGUAUAAUCGCUUUGCCAGACAUCCAUACUAUGGAAAAACUGGAGUAAAUUCUGGCGUUAUGUUAAUGAAUAUGACUCGAAUGAGAAGGAAAUAUUUCAAGAAUGACAUGACAACUGUUCGUUUACAAUGGGGAGAGAUACUUAUGCCAUUACUUAAAAAAUACAAACUUAAUAUCACAUGGGGAGAUCAAGAUUUGUUAAAUAUAAUGUUUUUUCAUAAUCCAGAAAGCCUUUUUGUUUUUCCAUGUCAAUGGAAUUAUCGGCCUGAUCAUUGUAUAUAUGGAAGUAAUUGCCGAGAAGCUGAAGAAGAAGGAAUCUUUAUUCUCCAUGGUAACAGAGGUGUUUACCAUGAUGAUAAGCAACCAGUUUUUAGAGCUGUUUAUGAAGCACUGCGAAAUUGCUCUUUUGAAGAUGAUAAGGUGCAUUCUUUGUUACAUCCAUUAGAACUGGAACUACAAAAGACUGUACAUACUUACUGUGGGAGAAUACACAAAAUAUUCAUGAAACAACUAACAAAAAGUAUAAGAGAUAAUUAUGUCCGAUCAUCAAAGGAAAGGUGAAUCUUGUUGCUGAAGACUUAUUGCCAAAAAAAAAAAAAAAAAGUGUGAAUGAUUUUCUUACAUAGUGUAUAAAUGUUUAGGAAGGUAUUAUUUAUCAUUUAUCCAGAUAAACUUUACCAGAGAGAGUAAAUUGGGGAAUGUUCUAUUCUUAUGAAGAAUAAGUUGGAGCCUUAUAUGUGUAACUUGUAAGACAUUCCUGUUACUGAAGUUUUGUUAAUCAUUGCUUUCUUUCAAUCCAGUAUUCUGGACUCUGAUAAGUAGUUUUAGGUUAUGUGAUUCUGUUGACUGUCAUUCUCCAAUGGAAGAAAAAAAUAAGGGUAUGUAAGUGAAGAGCUAUGUACCUCAUACACAAUUUUUAAAAUAUGAAACUGUGAAUGUUAGCUAUAUUUUUUAGUCAGCACUAACCUCACUUUAAUUUUGUGAGAAUAAAGUUUACAGAGACAAACAUUUUGUCUCUAAGGAAAUGUGAUAUUAACCAUCGACAAUCUACAUGUGCCUUUUGAGGUUUCAUCUUUGACAUGUUAAAAUAUUUUUUGUGACAAUCAUGUUUAAAAUCUACAUGUUUAAACUACAUCUAUAUCUUAAAGCAAGCUAUACAAAGUAAUAGAAAACUAGUAUAAAUUUUGAGACAUUAUUAAUAAUUAUUUUAUGUGAAAUAGCAUCUUUUUAUUUGUUUUAAAGCUUGUACAACUGUUUUGCUAAAAAUCAGAUUUUGAUUUAAAUAUGAUAAAAUAUAUUUGUGGUAAAAUUUUUAUUUGUAGCUUUGCUGAACAUCCUGGAAGUGAAAGGUACCUAUUCUGCUAUUAGAAUUUUGGUGAAAGUCUUAAUAGCAUAUUAGUAUGAUAUUAUAUUAUUAGUAAAUGUAAUGGACCAAAUUAUAGCUAUAAAUUUCUUAUAAUCAGUUAUUUCAGUCAUAUGAUUUAAAUGUAUUCCUGAAAUGGAAAGUUGAAAUACUUCUUUCUUCUACCUCAAAAUUUUUUGUUAGAUAUUUUUAGAAUAACAAAGUUGACAGAGCAUCAUCAUAAUUUUUAUAGAAAAAUCUGUCCAUGGAUAGAUAGUUUGUAAUUCAGGAAAAAUGUUUGCUUCAGCUAUGGGGGGAAAAAACCAUCGAAACUUGUUUCCAUAAAUUGCAUAUCCUUUUGAAGUGAGGAGAACUGAAUUUUUUCCUUGAUUUUGAAGACUAGAUAGUUUCUUUCAUUCUUGGUUUCUUGUCUUGUUACUCAUAAUUCUCAUAGCCAGCAAUGGCUCUUAGAACAAUGUUAGUUCCUGUGAAUUGAACAAGUUCCAUAUUUAGCCAUUUCCCUCUUUUUUUUUUUUUUUUUGCUUUGGUAUUUCAAUUUCUAAAGAAGGAGAAAUGGAAUCAUGUGGUUAAUGUUUUAUUUAAAUGGGGAGAAAUUUGUUUGCUUUAUGAAAACAAAGUGCUCUUGUUGAAACAGAAAGGAGAUGGUCUGAAGGGUUGAUUUUCCUGCAAUGGUUGGCAUUGUGGUGAGUUAAAAGAAGAGAAGAGCACUAAACUAAUGAGGUAGUGGAAAGCAAGUCAGGGCUCUCUAACUUGUCUAAUAUUUACCAGUCAUGUUUCAAGAUGGGUUUUGAGAGUAGAAGAAUUAGUGUGUGGGAAUAUUGAUGUGGAUGUCAAGGAACUAGUAACCCCUUUGAGGGUGGGAUUGUUUUCAGUUUGUCAUUUUUAUCUCUACCACCUAAAAUAACAUCUGACAUAACUUCAUAGCAUAUUUUACUUAUGAGAGUAAACUUGGAAAGACACUUUAGAGAUCAUUUAGUCCUACUUCCUUAUGAUAAAUAACCACCCAAGAGAGAUUAAAUUACUUGCUCCAAAACAUACAAAUAGUGUAUAGUAUGUUUUUUUUUCCCUUUGAAUCUCUCACCAUUUACUAAAUUAACAGGAAGCCAACAUAGUGCUAUCUUAUUUUUAAAGAGGUGCAAGGAUUCUGAGCUAUACAAUACACGUAUGCAUUGUUCAAUGCAUGUACAAUGUAUUUAUGUAACUAUAUAUGAUAAACGUGUAAUAUUGUGAGACUGGGAAGAAUGUAGAGUCAAAAGGUAAAUCAUCUCUAAGAAAAUCUCAGCACAAUCUGAAGAAAGAACAAAUAAGAAAACUGACAACCACCUUUGGUUUCUAUAUUGAUUCAGCCUUACAUAAUAAGCCCCUUUAAUCUUGGUGGGGAAAAGGGAGGUUUUCCUUCAAAAUUUGAGGGAAAAAAAGUAUAGGAUGCAGAAAAUUACAUGUUUAUGUGAUAAUUAUUUAUAAGCUGAUCAUGCACGUCUUCUAGUUUUUCCUGAGAAGCCUAUAUCAGUCUUGAUAAUUGAAUUUAGUAUAUAUGAAUUCUAAAAUUUUGUACAUGACAUAAAUAUUAGACACCAGGUUUCCUUUUUAUUACAUGUAUGGCCUUAGGAAAUUUCCUCUAAUUCAAUGAAUUUCCAUUUCCUUAUCUGUAAAUUGACAAACUUAAAUUAGAUACUGCCUAAGUAUAAAUCCUAUUAUUGUCUAAUAUAUAGAUAUAAAUAUAUUUUAUAUUGAAUAUAAAUAUAGUCUUUAACUAUAAAGCCUAUAUAUACUAUAUAGUAUAGUAUACUAUAUCUUGUUUGGACUGAAAACUCUUAGUAUGUAUUGGUUUUUUUACUUCAUUAAAUUGAAUUAUACUCUAUUAGGAUGAUUGUCGCUGAAGAUUCCAUUCUGUUUAUUUAGAUUUGUCCUAGUUACCAUUUAUGUCAGUAGAGUAAGUGGAGUUUUUAAUUGUAUUGGAAAAAAUUAGCUCAUAUUUCAGUAAUGUAAGCAUUCCUUUGUCAGUUGAGAGAGUAUACACCCAGUACUUUAGCUAAAUCAAACAAACAUUAAGUGCCUUCUGUGCGUUGUAAAGCAUUAUUUUACAAAAAAGAAAAAAGAUAAUCUUUGUUCACAGGAGCUUGCGAUCAGGUUAUAGAGUAUAUGAAAUGUACACAUAUAGAUAUGUAGAUAUGUUCUUUGAAUAAGGAUAUUUAGCAGCCAUGGCAACCCAUAUAUGGCCUGAUAUGCCAAAGUACAUUAAAAACACUUGGACAAAGUUCUGUUGUUUCAUUUUUAAAACUGGCAAAAUAUCAAGCAAAAAAAUAGAAAAUUCAUACUGUGAUAAAAAAUUAUAUUUUAUGAAGUAAUUUUAAUUAAAUGUUAUUUUUUAAAUUAUCAAACACUUUUUUCUCCCCACCAUAGAAUAAUCCUUUUAACAGUAAACAUAGUCAAACAAAACUAAUAUUAUCCUGUGCUUCUCAUUUUGUGUAUUAGUCCAUUAGUAUUUGUCAGAAGGUUAAGUUCUUCAUUAUUGGUCUUCUAGAGUCACUUUUGACCUUUGUUCUCAAUAAUUAUUAAGAACAUCAAAGUUCUUAAGUCUUUCAAAGUUAUUUGUAUUUCAAUGCUGAAAUUUUAGUAUAAAUUGUUUUCCUGGUAUUUAAUAAUAUGUCAGUAAAAGUGUUCCCAUAUUUCUCUAAAACUCUUCCUUCCAUAAAAAUACUCCUUUGCAUUUAUUCACUCAAUAGUUCGUUCAGCUAUUUUCCAAUUGAUGGUUUCCAAAUUGCUUUCCAGAAAGCAAGACCAAUUCAAAGCUUCAUUAAAAGUGUAUCAUUGUGUGUGUUUUCCUAUGGGUUCUACAACAUUUGUCAUUUCUUUUUUUCAUCAUCUGAUGAAAAUGAAGUUGUGAACCUCAGGAUUUCAAUUUGCAUUUCUCUAUUAGCAAGAAGGUAUUUUUAAAAAUGCUUAUUUUUCAUAUGCAAGGAAGGAAUCAAGUACUCUAUUAAAGUUUUUUAAAAGUUCCUUUGUUAGAUUAAAAAAAGCAGAUAAAAGUAUCAUUCAAUGAAUUCAUUUCUAUUUUUAAUCUAGUCCCUUGAUGAUCCUUAUUUUUUUUGUCACAGAAGUCUUUUUCAAACAAAGUCAUAUUAUAUAAUAUUAUAAAAGAAACCAUAUUAUAAUAGAAAACUAUUCUUAGAAUUAGGAUACCUGUUAGGAUUCUUACAAGGUGCUAAGUAAGUAGAAUUGAGGAGACAGUGGUUAAAUCUAGUUUAGUAUUGAUUUAAUCCUACAACAAAUAAUGGUUUCUUAGUGACAUAAUGAUUGGUGUGUACUCAGUGUGGGAUAUAUAAGAAGGAGGUCUCGGGGCCAGGGAGGACAAGCCCACUAAAAGCUCUUGGAGCCUCAGCCAGAAUUCAGUCGAGCAGAUUCACAAGCCAGAAAAGGCAGCUCAAGCUCUCGGAACCAAGACUACAGAAGGCUCUAAGAAAAACUAGCUAAGCCCCAAGUGAAGGAGGUAAGAUUUUGAAGGAUACAAUAAAGGAUUUGGACUUUAACUCCUGUUUGCAUUUGGGAUGAUUAUACUGAACUAAAAAAACUAAGGCUGCCUCCAGAAGUCCCCCAAGAAACCUGUUCCCAGAGAACAUUAAAUUUUAGAAAAGAACAUUACAUUUUGGCGCCUAACUUGGGGCAGACAUGAUCCUGAUUUCAGUGGUUUCAGUCUCUGAUUCUGAUUUUAGUGGAAAAGUCUCCUCGACCCAGAAAUUAGUGUGACUACAACAAGGAAAUUUUGUUAAAGGGCUAAAGUUAGUAUUUCAGCUAAAAUGAGACAGAUCUUUAUUUUUUUUUUAAUUUUAAUUUUAUUUUAUUUAAUAAUAACUUUGUAUUGACAGAAUCCAUGCCAGGGUAAUUUUUUACAACAUUAUCCCUUGCACUCGCUUAUGUUUCAAUUUUUCCACUCCCUCCCUCCACUCCCCCCCCAACAUGGCAAGCAGUCCUAUAUAUGUUAAAUAUAUUGCAGUAUAUCCUAAAUACAAUACAUAUUUGCAGAACUGAACAGUUCUCCUGUUGCACAGGAAGAAUUGGAUUCAGAAGGUAAAAAUAACUCGGGAAGAAAAUCAAAAAUGCAAAUAGUUCACAUUCGUUUCUCAGUGUUCCUUCUUUGGGUGUAGCUGUUUCUGUCCAUCAUUUAUCCAUUGAAACUGAGUUAGGUCUCUUUGUCAUAGAAAUACACUUCCAUCAGAAUACAUCCUCAUACAAUAUCGUUGUCGAAGUAUAUAAUGAUCUCCUGGUUCUGCUCAUCUCACUUAGCAUCAGUCCAUGUAGGUCUCUCCAAGCCUCUCUGUAUUCAUCCUGCUGGUCAUUCCUUACAGAGCAGUAAUAUUCCAUAACAUUCAUAUACCACAAUUUACCCAGCCAUUCUCCAAUUGAUGGGCAUCCAUUCAAUUUCCAGUUUCUAGCCACUACAAACAGGGCUGCCACAAACAUUUUGGCACAUACAGGUCCUUUUCCCUUUUUUAGUAUCUCUUUGGGGUAUAAGCCCAAUAGAAACACUGCUGGAUCAAAGGGUAUGCACAUUUUGAUAACUUUUUGGGCAUAAUUCUAGAUUGCUCUCCAGAAUGGUUGGGUUCGUUCACAACUCCACCAACAAUGCAUCAGGGGACAGAUCUUUAGAAAACAGCCUUCUUUUCCAAUUCAAGGAAAAUGUGUAGAGUAUUGUCAGACUUAUGAAAAGCCAAGGUUUGAUCAUAAUCUGGGAGCAGAUCACUGAACUUUUAAAAACUGUACAGUAUACAUCUCCUUGGUUCUCUAAGGAAAAAGAAUUGAAUUCAGACAAGUGGAAAUUAAUAGGAGAACAACUAGGUGAAUGCUACAAUUCCAAUCCAAACUCAAUUUCCAAAAAUACAUUUGAUACAUAUAAUUUAAUAUAACUGGCUUUAAGAAAUUAUAUAAGUGUUAGAAUAAGGAAAAAGAAGAAAGAGCAGGAGAGAUAGGUGCCAAAUAAACUAGGUGAAAAGGAUGGAAAUAAUUUGGUUUAUGAAAUCCUAACCCCUAGUAGUGGUCCUCAAAGUGUAGUCCAAAGAAUUGUUGGGGUCUCUGAAACCCUUUCAGAGGGUCUACAAAUUCAAAAUUAUUUUUUAUUUCUAAUAUAGUAAAUAUCUAUAAAUAUAACCUAUGUGAACAAAAACUCUUUGAACAGAUCCUCGAUAGUUUUUUAACAACAUGAAGAUACUGAGAACAAAAGUUUGAGAACCACUGCCCUAGUGAUUGAAAAUCCAUAGCAAGGACAUGUUUAGAACCUGGACAAAACUUGUUGUGGCUUUCAGAGUAUCAUGAAUUAUGGAAGAUUCAAGCCCAGCGAAAUAGGCAAACAGGAGUUAAUAUACAAGUCACCUUUGACCAACUAGUAGGUGAAGGUCAAUAUGCAGAGAAUUCAGCAGAGAUUAAUUAUCCCAUAACAAUGUAUGAGCAAAUUGCUACUGCUGCAAUAAAAGCUUGAGGUUCCCUUCCAGGGAAAGAUGAAGGUAAAGCCUUCACAAAAAUAGAGCAAGGUCCCAAUGAACCUUUUGCGGAUUUUGUGGGACAUUUGCAAACAGCUGUCACAAGAACUAUUGGAGAAAAUGCAGCUAUAGAAAUAUUACGAUCAGACAACUGGCUAAGGAAAAUGCUAAUGAGUUUUGCAAAAGAUGAGUGGAAUAGAUUAGACUCACAAGACAUAAUAGUCAAUGACUAUAAUAAUCCCCAACUUCUUGGAUAAGAACUCACUGCUCAACAAAAAUUGCUGGGAAAAUUGGAAAAUAGUAUUGCAGAAGCAAGACUUGGACCAUCACCCCAUACAAAGAUAUGGUUAAAAUGGGUUCAUGAUUUAGACAUAAAGGGUGAUACUAUAAGCAAAUUAGGAGAACAAAGGAUAGUUCACCUCUCAUCUGUGGAGAAAGAAGGAAUUUGUGACCAAAGAAUUGGAACUCAUAAUUGAACACCAAAUAAUUUUGAUUAUAUUAAGUUAAAAAGUUUUUGUACAAACAAAGCCAGUGCAAACAAGAUUAGCAGGGAAGCAGAAAACUGGAGAAAAAAUUUUAUACCCAAGGAUUCUGAUAAAGGCCUCAUUUCUAAAAUAUAUAGAGAAUUGAUUGAAAUUCAUAAGAAUCCGAGUCAUUCUUCAAUUGUAAAUAAUCAAAGGAUAUCAACAGACAUGUUGAUGAAGAAAUUAAAACCAUUUCUAGUCAUCUGAAAAAAAUGCUCUAAAUCACUAUCAGAGAAAUGCAAAUUAAGACAACUCUGAGAUAUCACUACAUUACAUACCACUCAUAUUGGCUAAGAUAACAGGAAAAGAUAAUGAUAAAAGUUGGAGGGGAUGUGGGAAAACUGGGACAUUGAUAUGUUGUUAGUGGAGUUGUUCUGGAGAGCAAAUUAGAACUAUGCCCAUAGGACUAUCAAGCUCUGCAUUUGAUCCAGCAGUGUUUCUACUGAGUCUAUCCCAAAGAGAUCAUAAAAAAAAGGAGAAAGGACCCACAUGUUGAAAAAAUUUUUGUGACAGCAUUUUUUGUAGUGGCAAGGAACUGCAAACUUGAAUGGAUGCCCAUUAGUUAGGGAAUAGCUGAAUGAGUUAUGGUUUAUGAAUGUUAUGGAAUAUUAUUGUAUUAUAAGAAACAAUCAGCAGGAUAAUUUCAGAAAGGCCUGGAGAGACAUGAACCAAUGCUAAGUGAAGUGAGUAGAACCAAGAGAACAUUUUAUACAGCAAUAAGAUUAUGUGAUGAUCAACUCUGAUGGACAUGGCUUUAUUUAAUUCAUGAUUCAGACUUGUUCCAAUAGACUUGUAAUGGAGAGAAUCAUAGAAAAAGGAUUAUGGGUACUGAAUGUGGAUCACUACAUAGUAUUUUCACCUUUUUUAUUUGCUUGCUUUUUGUUUUCUUUUUCUUUUUUUUUCCCUUUUGAUCUGAUUUUUUUGUGCAGAUGGAAUGUGGAAAUAUGUAUAGGAGAAUUGCACUGUUUAACAUAUAUUGGUUGCUUGCUGUCUAAAGAAGGGAGGAAGAGGGAGAAAAAAUUGGAACACAGAGUUUUGCAAGGGUUUGAAAAUUCUGCAUAGAUUUUGAAAAUAAAAAGCUAUUAUUUAAAAAAAA